AUGGAGAGACAAACAUCUGAAGAAGUGCAGAAGAAUAUAACCCGUGUGAAAGCUUCAAUAACUAUUGCUCGUUUGUUGGCACUGGAAGGAGUCGCUUUUAGAGGUCACGAUGAGACUGAAGAGUCAAGUAAUCGUGGCAACUUUAUUGAGUUUCUUCAACUUCUAGCUGAUCACAAUGAAGAAAUAGGUCGUGUGGCAUUGGAUAAAGCUCCACCUUAUGCGAAGUACACAUCUCAUGAGAUUCAGAAGCAAAUUUUGCAUGUUUUGGCUAAGAAGGUACGAAAUCACAUCUUUGAAGAAGUUGGAAAUUAUAAAUAUUCUAUCAUUGUGGAUGAGGCAAGUGAUGAAAGCAGUCAUGAACAAAUGGCUAUUGUUCUUCGUUUUGUUGAUGCCAAUGGGUUGAUACAAGAGCGCUUUUUUUCUAUUGUUCAUGUGGAAAAUACAACAUCGAAGACAUUGUAUUCUGCAAUUCGCUCGAUUCUUUCAUUCUAUAAGUUCCCAAUUCAAAAUCUUCGUGGACAAGGAUAUGAUGGUGCUAGUAACAUGCGUGGUGAGUGGAAUGGACUGCAGGCUUUAUUUUUGAAGGACUCUCCUCAGGCCUAUUAUGUACACUGUAUGGCUCAUCGUCUCCAGUUAUCAUUGGUUGCAGCUAGCUAUGUAUUCAAUGCUGCUAUUGAUGUUCAGAUGACAAAAUUGGGGUCAAGAUUCAAUGAUAGAGUGGUUGAGUUGUUGAAGCUUAGCUCAAGUUUGAAUCCUAGAGAUGGAUUUAAAACCUUUGACAUUGAUGCUAUUUGCAAGCUUGCAAGAGAGUAUUAUCCUCUUGAUUUUUCAGAUGAUGACAUUGAUACAUUGAAGUUCCAGUUGAAGAUGUUUCAGGUUAAUAUUCCUAAUUAUCCUUCUUUGGAGAAGCUAUCAUCUAUUACUGAUCUAUGUAAGGAGUUAGCAAGUACAAGGUUGGGAAAGGAAUACAACCUUAUUGAUAGACUGAUUCGUCUAUUAUUGACUCUUCCAGUUUCCACUGCUACAGGCGAACGUGCAUUUUCAGCUAAGAAGAUAGUGAAGAAUAGACUGCGAAACAAAAUGAAUGAUGAUUUUCUUGCUGAUAGCUUAGUUAUUUUCAUUAAACGAAUGAUAGCUAAGAAUUUCAGAUUAGAUGAUAUAUUGAGUGAUUUUGUAGAUCUCAAAGAACAUCGUGUACUUUUCAAAUAA
Molecule: messenger RNA, 1209 nt
Organism: Linum tenue
Lineage: Eukaryota; Viridiplantae; Streptophyta; Magnoliopsida; Malpighiales; Linaceae
Source: the annotation of a GenBank genome assembly